AAAGUGAGCCUGUCCCUUUAAGGGGGUUGGCUGUCAAUCAGAAAUCCCUUUUCAUUGCAGGAGAAGAGGACAAAGAUACUCAGAGAGGAAAAGUAAAGGACUGAAGAAGGAGACUGGAGAGACCAGGAUCCUUCUAGCUGAACAAAGUCAGCCGCAAAGCAGACUAGCCAGCCGGCUACAACUGGAGUCAGAGUUCCAAAGACAUGGGCUUGUUAGAGUGCUGUGCAAGAUGUCUCGUAGGGGCCCCCUUUGCUUCCCUGGUGGCCACUGGAUUGUGUUUCUUUGGUGUGGCACUGUUCUGUGGCUGUGGACAUGAAGCACUCACUGGCACAGAAAAGCUAAUUGAGACCUAUUUCUCCAAAAACUACCAGGACUAUGAGUAUCUUAUCAAUGUGAUUCAUGCCUUCCAGUAUGUCAUCUAUGGAACUGCCUCUUUCUUCUUCCUUUAUGGGGCCCUCCUGCUGGCUGAGGGCUUCUACACCACCGGCGCAGUCAGGCAGAUCUUUGGCGACUACAAGACCACCAUCUGCGGCAAGGGCCUGAGUGCAACGGUAACAGGGGGCCAGAAGGGGAGGGGUUCCAGAGGCCAACAUCAAGCUCAUUCUUUGGAGCGGGUGUGUCAUUGUUUGGGAAAAUGGCUAGGACAUCCCGACAAGUUUGUGGGCAUCACCUAUGCCCUGACCGUUGUGUGGCUCCUGGUUUUUGCCUGCUCUGCUGUGCCUGUGUACAUUUACUUCAAUACUUGGACCACCUGCCAGUCUAUUGCUUUCCCCAGCAAGACCUCUGCCAGUAUAGGCAGUCUCUGUGCUGAUGCCAGAAUGUAUGGUGUUCUUCCAUGGAAUGCUUUUCCUGGAAAAGUUUGUGGCUCUAACCUCCUGUCCAUUUGCAAAACAGCUGAGUUCCAAAUGACCUUCCACCUGUUUAUUGCUGCAUUUGUGGGAGCUGCAGCCACACUGGUUUCCCUGCUCACUUUCAUGAUCGCUGCCACUUACAACUUCGCCGUCCUUAAACUCAUGGGCCGAGGCACCAAGUUCUGAUCUCCCAUAGACAUCCCCCUUUCUCUAAUAGCAAGGCUCUAACCACACAGCCUGCAAUGCUGCGUCUCCCAUCUUAACUCUGCCUUUGCCGCUGACUGGCCCUCUUAUUACUUGAUGACUAUAACAAGAAAGGAGAGUCAUGCAGUGAUUACUGUCUCUCUGUGGACUCUCCCUCUUAUGUACCUCUUUUAAUCAUUUUGCUUCAUAGCUGGUUCCUGCUAGAAAUGGGUAAUACCUGAGAAGGUGACUCCCCAACUGCAAGUCACAAGGGAAUGGAGGCUCUAAUUCAAUUUCCAAGCAUCUCCUGAGGACCAGGAAGUGCUUUCUUAUCAAAGGGCACUUCCUCUGAUGGAUACAAAGUGGGAAGAAAGAUGCUGAGGUAGAGAGAAGGAAUGUCCUUGGUCUCCUUGCCAUCAAUAGUGGCCAAAUAUAUUCUCCUUGGUGUACAAAAAACAGAGAAUGCACUCCUGUCUCCCUAUUACCACUGAAGAUAGAAGGUAAAAAAGAGGAAUGCUAGCAAAACAAUAAAAACAUUUGCCCAAAUCUGCCUAUUGCAGCUAGGAGAGGGGUCAAAGCAAGGAUCUUUCACUCUUAGAAAGAGAGCAUUGAUCCCCCGUGGCAAUGGACUAUUUAAGCCCUAACUCAGCCAACCUUACUUAUAGCAAAAGGGAGAGUAGUGUCUGUAGACAAAGGGGACGUCUUGCCUUAUACCGUGUUAGAAAGAUAAACAGGGUGUUUUCAACAUCUUCUCACUCCCUACUCCUUGAUAACAGCUACCAUGACAACCUUGCGGUUUCCAAGGAGCUGAGAAUAGAAGGAAACGAGCUUAUAAGAAAUAAGACUGGCCUAAAGAGCAGCAGUUGCUGGUGGCUAACAGUAUAACUCUGAGAUGACCCUCUGGUAGACUCAGGAUAGAUAACACUUUGGACAGCAUGUCUUUUUUUCUGUUAAUUAGUUGUGUACUCUGGUCUCUGUCAUAUCUUCACAAUGGUGCUCUUUUCCUGGGGUUUUAUCCAUUCACUGUAGUAGGUGAUUUGAAGAUCUUGAUUUGUUUCAAAAUGAUACACAUUUCACAUUUUCCAAUUUGUUUCUCACUUGUUUGGGAUCGUAUCAAAAAGGUCUGGAGAAUGAGUCUUUGAUUAUAAUUCUUUAAAAAAAAAGGAAAAGUGGACAAUAAGCAUUACAAAUGAUAUUUAAAAUUGGCUAGUUCCAUGAGUCUAUUAGGAUUUUGUAUAAGUAUUCUGCCCUUUGUAGAAACAGAUUUGGUGGAUUUGGUCCUCAAUUUAAAUAACCUGUUUGAUCAUUUUUUUUCUGGCUAAUGGGAGGUGAUUUUACUUAGCAAUGUUGUCUUGGAAUGUUAAGAAUUAGGUUUAAUGAAGGUUAUUUUCUCUUGGUAUAGAUCACGUAACAAAGCACACAAGCUGUUAGGUAUUCAGUUGGUAAGCUUCCAUGGAAAAGGACAGACAGAAAGAGUUUGAAACCUAAAUAUUUCCCAGAUUUUGGUCUUCUCCUGUUUCUGUUAACUUUGGAUUAAAAAAAACUGGUUUUUAUUGGAGGGAAGAUUUUUUACUGUAGACUUUUGUUGUAAAGAAUUAUGUUGUAUUUUUCCUCCCAAAGUGGUUUCAGCAAGGUUUAAGGAGAUAUAAGAUCUUUACAAAAAGACACUUGAUACUUGCUUUCAGACCAGUAUACAAAUAAGCUUGCAGGUUGCACAGAGCAAAGAGAAGAAAAAGGUCCUGUAAGAAACCAAUCAAGAUCAAGGAAAGUGAAGUAACCUAUACCUUGUAUUUUGUUUUCAUUUAAUAACAUAACAAAUAACCAACCUUCCCUGAAAACCUCAUAUGCAUACAUACAUACAUGUACACACAAAAAGAGAGUUAAUCAACUGAAAAUGUUUCCUUCAUUUCUGAUAAAGAAUUUCAAUUUUAACACACAUAAAGAAUAAACUUUUAGAAACUUAUCUUAUAAAAUGUAUUUUAUAAAAUUAAAGAAAAUAAAAUUAAGAAUGUUCUCAAUCAAA
Castor canadensis (American beaver) is the source of this 3057-nucleotide messenger RNA. RefSeq names its product proteolipid protein 1 (gene Plp1). The record is from RefSeq and is a predicted model, not a curated record. Gene Ontology annotation, cellular component: plasma membrane; myelin sheath. NCBI's taxonomy places the organism in Eukaryota, Metazoa, Chordata, Mammalia, Rodentia, Castoridae. Gene Ontology annotation, molecular function: structural constituent of myelin sheath. Gene Ontology annotation, biological process: axon development; central nervous system myelination.